CUUUUAUACACAGCGUUUAAUGGGUACACAAAUUGACGUGAGAAGAGAAUACCAAUUGCUUUUCAAAUUAUUUUCUUAACAUUUUUAUUUCAAUUGAAAUUUGAAAACGCGAUGGAAAGGGAAAAAAAUCAAUCCGAAAAUGGACCGCGUAAUUUUGCAUUCUAACAUUUAUGAAGUUAAAGUGUUAAAUGGUGCUUUAAAAGAGAGAUGUGAAUAUAUUUAAUGAUAUUUUGUUAAGAUAAACAUUUGUGUAAAAUUAUAAAGUUUGAUUAAUAGUGUAAAAUUAAAGCGUAAUAUUUACGAGUGUGGACUUUAGUGAGCAUGAUUCAUAAAUGACGACAACUCAAAUGAUGGAAGUGGUGUUUUUCGUAAUAUUAACGUCAAGUUUAAUGAAGGGUGUAACGUCACAAUGUGCUUCCAAAGUGAUUGGUGAGCAAAAUCCUGCGGGAAAGGCUGGCAGUAUUGAUGGCAACUCAGACGUUGGGUAUAUUUUGCGCGGAAAUCUAGACAACUAUAAGAUUGACUGUUGCGGCACAAUAACUGAGUGGCAGUUGGAGGCGGAUCAAGCCGGGACAGUUUAUUUACAAGUAUGGCGGCCAACUACCGGAAAUGAUUAUAAGCUGGUAGGAGAAAAUGUAGAAAAUGUCGGAGCAGGCCUUAACUCGCCGAUAACUAUUGCAGCUGGGGAUCAAAUUUCUGUUCGUCCUGGUGAUAGGAUAGGAUGGUUUGCCGACGGACCCAACAUUAUUGAACAUAAAGGGGCCGGAGGGUCACCUGAUGUCUCAACUCAAGCGAUGACAAGACCCGCAGUUGAUAGUACGACCACGUGGACUACAACUGUUGACGCUACUGAUACAUAUGCUAUAAGAGCUGAGGCGAAUGGAGGUACAGGCCCAACUGUGGACAGUCCAGCAGAUAAUAGUGUGUUUCCUAUUUUGAACAAUGUUGGGAUUGGGACAUUUAUAACUACCAUAACAUGGUCAGAUCCUGAUGUUGGUGAUGAGUUGAACACAACAAUUACGGCUGAUUCGAAGUUCACAUUUGUCGAAGGGGUAGGAACAGGAACUUUAUCUGUUGCUUCAUCACUGGCCGGACCCGAUCUAACAGAAAGUCUUACAUUCACGGUCACUGAUUUCUGUGGAAACACCGAUUCAAUCACCAUUGAUGUCCAAAUUAUUAACGAAGCCCCCGUUCUUCAUGACAUGCCCGCAGCGGUUACUCUGAGUGAGGAUGCCACCACAAAACAACUCUUGUACACAAUCAAUGCAACAGACACCGUCGAUCCGGUAACAUGUUCUUUUAGCCCAGCGGUUACUGACCCAUUCAGUAUUAGCCAAAUUUCAGGGACUGCAGACUAUGGUAUAUAUGUGGACGACAACCCAAACUUGAAUUAUAAUACUGAAAGAAGUUAUGAGUUCACAGUGAAGUGUACUGAUGGUUAUAAAGAUAGUAAUACGGGGACAUUCUAUGUUUAUCUUGUAAAGAAUCAGGCCCCUCUGAUUCACAAUCUACAAGCUGCAACAAGUAUAUCAACAACAAAUGGUAUUGGUACCAAUGUGUUCUCGGUGAACGCUACAGACGCCGAAGGUGACACGAUAUCGUAUACCAUGACAUGUAAUCCUACGCCAUGUCCUUUCACUAUAUUUGCAUCUGGAGAAAUUCAGCUAAAUGCUGAUAUUUCGAACUAUAACACAGUCGGUUACGAUAUAGAAAUCACCGUUGCCGAUGCUAAAAAUACGGCGGAUCCAAAAAUAUUAACUGUGCUUAUAAGAGAUAUUAACGAUCCAGUUUUGAUUAACAAUCUUCCUUUGGCAAAUUCAUACACCGUUCAAGAAAACACUCCAUUAUCUUCCUCAGUAUUUGCUGUUUCUAUCUCAGACCAAGAUGCACAAACAUGGACUUAUUCCAUGACAUCAACCCCUGCAUCUGGAGCUUCAUAUUUUUCUAUUGAUGCUACAAGUGGACUCAUUUCUACGUCAGGCACCCUUCUUGAUUACGAGACGCUUUCGACCGCAGGAACAACAUCCUUUACGUUUGUUAUUCAAGUUAACGACGGCACUGUAUCGGAUACUCAAUCGUUAGUGAUUGACGUCAUCAACGUAAACGAGGCUCCGCAGUUUUCGCUGUCAACUUACAGUUUGUCGACUACAGAAGGAUUGGCAAACGAUGUUAUAGGCACUCCUUCAUAUGGUGUUAGAGAUCAAGAUAAUGGUGAUACAAAAACGUACUCUAUAAAUUGCGGGGCUGACACAGCUAAGUUUUAUAUGGACUCCUCCACGGGACAAGUUUCGUUCCAGUCCGAUUAUAGUAUAG
Ruditapes philippinarum (Manila clam) is the source of this 2313-nucleotide messenger RNA. RefSeq names its product protocadherin-like protein. Gene Ontology annotation, cellular component: plasma membrane. Gene Ontology annotation, biological process: homophilic cell-cell adhesion. Lineage: Eukaryota; Metazoa; Mollusca; Bivalvia; Venerida; Veneridae. Gene Ontology annotation, molecular function: calcium ion binding. The record is from RefSeq and is a predicted model, not a curated record.